This is a messenger RNA of Panicum hallii, 1362 nucleotides long. RefSeq lists its product as uncharacterized. NCBI's taxonomy places the organism in Eukaryota, Viridiplantae, Streptophyta, Magnoliopsida, Poales, Poaceae. Gene Ontology annotation, molecular function: protein binding. The transcript is spliced from 3 exons. The record is from RefSeq and is a predicted model, not a curated record. The coding region runs from base 1 to 1362 and encodes 453 amino acids.
AUGUUGGAAGAUGGUAUCACGGAGGAGACGGUUGCUGGGGCUCCAAUCCUUCCUCCUCCUCCUCACGACUCGGUGUUCCGUUCCAAUCCAGGAGAGACAGCGCUCCCCCAAUGGCGGGAAGAAGCGAUCGCCGACGGAGUCGCGGUGGCGUCGGAUCGCUCCUCCUCUUCCUUCUCCAGGGAGGUUGCUGUUGCGCAAACAAUUUCUGAGAAGAUCUAUAACCCUCCUGUCUCUGUGCCAUCCUCCACAUUGGUACCCCAAGUCCAAGGUUGGGCUGACCUCCCAGAUGACCUGCUCCAGUCAAUCAUUGUUCGUCUAAGGUCCCCGCAUGAAACCCUUGCCUUUGCAGCCACCUGUCGUCCUUGGCACGCUGCCUUUAUCACAUCGCUAUCUGCCUUCAAUUUGUUGUCCUUGUUCCCUCCACUACUACUCCAACCCAAGCUCCCCGAUGGUAGCAUUUAUCCUGAGUUCUUCAUCGAUCUUAUGAACCCUGCUGCCCCACUACAAUGCAAGUUUCCUUGGGGAACUGUGGACAAGAUGGACUAUAUAGGAUACUCCCACGGCAAUCUGAUAUACAGCCAUAAGAAGAAGUGCCACUUGUUUGAUGCUUUCACUGGUACCAGGACUAAAUCUCCCCGGCUAAUUAUCGACAAGCGUGAUCACCCAAUCUUUGGGGCACUCACAGCUCCUCUUGCAUCACCUGACUCAAGUCUCCUCGUCCAAGCUGGACGCUCCCUGUACGAGUGGAAGGUUGGCAGUGAAUCAUGGUUGAACCAGUAUCAGGUUGAUCGGCCCGUCGUUCGGGUUGCGAGCUUCAAAGGUGAGAUAAUGGCAAUGGAUUAUCGUGGGGGUCUCUUCCGAGUACGUUUGGAGCCCAGGUUCACAGUGCAGAAACUAGAUGCUGUAUUUGAAGGGACGUCCAUUCUGAUCGCGACAUGGUUGGUAGUGUGCGAUGACACGCUUCUCUUGGUUGGCCAUUGGGAAAAAAGUUUCCAAGCCGUCCGGCUGGACCUGUCAUCUGGACCGAAAUGGAUCAAGGUAGAUAGGCUGGAGAACUGGGCCGUGUUCAUUGCCCCUGAAGCUAGGAGCCAAGCAUUUGCCUGCAAGAACCCGGAAAGGUGGGGAGGAAUAAGCAACUGCAUCUCGCUUUCGCCACGCUGCAUCUCGUCGUUCCGUCCACGUGGCGUCGCCACGCCACGCCGCGACAUCCCAUCAGCUCACUUCGCGCUGCAGCUCAGGUGCCCAUCUCCGGCCUCUUCAUCCUCUGUUGCCCCCGUCGUGCCCGUCACUGGUGUUCUAUGGCAAAAAUCCGAUAAUUGUAGCUCCGUUCGUUCCAGUGUUCACAAUAAUAGGAUGAAAUAA